Scylla paramamosain (green mud crab) is the source of this 2753-nucleotide messenger RNA. Its product is annotated as RB1-inducible coiled-coil protein 1-like. The transcript is spliced from 20 exons. Gene Ontology annotation, molecular function: protein kinase binding; molecular adaptor activity. The coding region runs from base 489 to 2753 and encodes 754 amino acids. Gene Ontology annotation, biological process: autophagosome assembly; autophagy of mitochondrion; autophagy of peroxisome. The record is from RefSeq and is a predicted model, not a curated record. Gene Ontology annotation, cellular component: Atg1/ULK1 kinase complex; phagophore assembly site membrane. NCBI's taxonomy places the organism in Eukaryota, Metazoa, Arthropoda, Malacostraca, Decapoda, Portunidae.
CUGAUCUGCGGAAGACGUCACAAGAAGAAUAACAACAAGAUCAAGAACAAGAUCAUCGUCAUUGUUGCCUUGUUUACCUUUGUCACAGUGCUCCUCCUCCUGCUGUCCGUGUGUAUGUGUGUCUGUGUGUGCGUGUGAGCCUGCCUGUGUGUGUGUGCGUGUGUGUGUGCGUGUGUCUUUUGAAGGCACCUCUCAGGCCGCUGCUGUCUCCUCUGCCUGGAAGGAAGGAGAACAAUUCGUGACAAAUAAAGGAAGGAAGGAAGGAAGGAAAGAAAGGAAAGAAAGGAAGGAAGGAAGGAAGUUGAGUCUCGCCAGCGUCUCGUAAACUGUUGCUUGCUUCACCUAGCAAUUGUGAACCACCAAGCAAAAACCAAGCCAUCCUAUUGGUCAACAGGGGAUCACCAUCAGCCCUCCCAUUGGCCCAGAGCUUUGUGGAUUGUGAUUGGACGGCUGGCUGGCUGACGUGACCUGACCUCAACCGAGCCAACAUGAUUUACGUUUUCCUCGUUGACACUGGCACCAUGAUGACCUUUGACAUGAACCUGGCACUAGAGAGUGUUGAGGUGUUGAAAGGUGCAAUACACAAUGCUGUCAAGGUGCCCCCAGACAAACAGGUGCUGCUGGCCUCUGGGGGUGAAACACUGGACUCCUGCAAGCGGGUGUGUCAUUACUCGGCCGGCACAGACACGUCCCCCAUCUUUCUGUUCUCCAAGAUGGCCAUUGAGGGAGCGGCUCCACCAACCCCCUCUGUGCAGCCUGGCGGGGACGGCGACCUCAGGGCACAGGUGGAAGGGUGUCUCAACAUGCCAGCCACCUACAACACCGUGGUGGCGCGGACACAGUUAGCACAGCAGUUUUACGAGCACGCUAGUGAGGUCACCAGAACGUGUCGCCAACUUGUUCACGACCAGCAUCUGCAGCAACAAGGCUGGGCAGCAGUGGUGGCCAACUUGGAGGACAUUGUGGCGGCCUUCAGGGCAAGACAUGACGCAUUCCAGCAAAAUUUUGUGGAGUAUCUCAGUGGCCGGGAGGAGAAGGUCGCCCUGCUUCAGUCUUUUGAAGAGGACCUGAAGCUACUGGCAAGGAUUCCAGUCUUCCCUGAACUCUUGGGGAAGACACAAGAGGAAGAGGAAGAGGAAGAAGCUGGGAAGAAGAGGAGGACAAGCACAGCACAGAAGAAAGAGGAGGAGGAAGAGAAGGAAGAGGAGGAGAAGGAGGAGGAGGAAGAGGAGGAAGAGCAGGAGGAGGAGAAAAGAGGAGGAGAAGGAGGAGGAGGAGAAGGAGGAAAAAGAGAAAUGAGGCAAGUGUCGCUGCUGGACUGGAUCAGCGCCAAGGACAGCCAAAGUGACGUCAGACAGAUUGCCCAACUCUGCUGCAGGGGACUGGCCCAGAUCAGUGAGGGGCUGCUGGAACAAGUGGGGCAAGAGGUCAGCGCUGUGCUUCGAGAGGCAGACCGGCCACAGAUGAAGGAGGUGAAGGGGCUUGGUGAGCGUUUGUGCGGCCUGGAGCAGCUCAUGCAUGAUGCCGCCUACGUGGUGCAGGAGCAGAGCAAUUUCUCACAGGCUCUGCUGAAGAACCAGGACAGGGCAGGGAAGGUGAAUGACCCAUCUAUAUUCCCUGACCUCUGCACUUCACACCGCAAGAAUUUGAUGCACAUGUUGAAAAACCAUCAAAAGCUGCAAGACAUCAAAAGGAGAUGCAUCAAGGCAAAGGAAGAGCUGUCGGAGAAUUUGCACGUUAGAUUGAAGUGGAUAAUGUAUAUAGAGAGGCGCCUGUACGAGGCUGACACGCGCGUCUCCAUGCAUCAAGAGAGUGUUCGGCGCCUGGCUGGACUCCUGCAGGUGGUGGAGCAGAUUCACCGCGCCCCGAGGGUCUAUGCCGCAGCCGUCACGGAGGUGGCUCGCCGGCACGCCUUCUCCAGGGCCUUCCUGCAGUGGGCAUCUGAGCUGAGCAGCCAGAGUGGAGAGGUGUGGAGGCGCGAGGUGGAGGCAAGAAGAGGCUUUUCCCAAGACUUCUCCACCCACUUCCUAGCCUCUCUCUUUCCUGGUAUGGAAGAUCUGCCCCCUAAUUUUGCAACCUCUCUACCAUCCCAGUUUGACAUGGCUCUCCCUAAGGUUACCAAAGAAAACAUAGAUGAACUGAGAAGACUGCUGCCGGAACUUUCUCACUGUUUGGUCAUUGGUGAGGUUCUGGCGGUUCCUCCUCUGCUUCGCCAUUUCACAGCCGCUCUCAAUACACAGGAGGAGAGGAGGAGGAGGAGGAGGAGGAGGAUGAAGAAGAACGAGGACCAGGAAGACAAGGAGCAGGAGGAGGAGGAGGAGGAGAAAGAGGAGGAGGAGGAAAAGGAAGGCUCUAGGAGAUUACAAGAAAAGACAAGCACACAAGAUUAUGAGGUGGGUUCCCAGCCUCUGAUUGGCCAGCUCUCAGCCAAUCAAGAGAGAGACUUUAUGGCCUUGCAGGUGAAGGUGGAGGGCAGUUCCUACCUGUCGUAUGUGUCUCAGGUGUCGUCGUCAAUCUUGGACUUGAUCUUCCAGCACUGCCACAAGCAACACGAGGGCAGUGCAACAAGCCAGGAGGUCUACAUGUCGCAGGCCCUGUACAUAACACACCUGCCUGCUUCCACCUGCUUCCACCUGCUUCCACCUGUCAUUCCCAUCCAUACACCUGUCCAUGCUGUUCUUCAUGAUCCUGCUAAUGUCACUCUUGUCAUGUCCCCUGUGCCACUUGAAGACCCCCACCAGACCCCCUCUUAG